AUGCGUCCACAGGUUCGUAACUUAGCUGCAAAGCAUUCUCGCCGGGCUAAAAAGCUUAUGCUUAUGAUUUCUACGGUAAUGUUCUUCCUUUUCCUCCUCCACCUCCUUCCUUCUAUCAAAGUUCAGGCAUGGUCAUCAGAUGACGAGGUAUAUUUUGGCUGGCCAUUUCCUCUAUAUAAGGAGAUGAAUGAAACACACCGGGCCUUUGUGCUCAGAGGUCCACCCCAUCCAGUGCGCCGAUACUCGCCAGAGUAUAAACGCGUAGCUUGUUGGCAAAACGAUGGCGUGUGGAUUGCCAAACUAAGCCCUAUUGAAAUGGCUCAUUUAGAAGUCAAUCCCUUCCACAACGUUUCUAGGUCAAUGAAUCAGGCUGAUGAAGACGACUUCUGUGCCCGUCUUCGUACCUACGGUGCUAGCUUCUGGGACAUAGAACCUAGCAUUUCUCCUUAUCCGGUGCGAAGUUGCCACUAUCUUGACUGUUACAGAAAUGAGCCAAAGAUUAAUGUAGAUUUAAAGUUAGGGUUCCCACCUAGUGGUGGUGCAUGGGUACUAAAGGUAGGUGAGAAUGGGCUGGAUUAUCAGACUGUUGCCAACUCAGGACUCGACUAUGCUCUGACAAUGGAGGAUAGAUGCCUGGUACUAAAGGAUUUAGGAGCAAAAUUCUGUAGUUCCUUAGCAGCCUGUUCAGAGACAGCUUCGUUCUUGACUGAACCAGCUAUUCUUUUAGAGGAGGUUAAUGCUUUGGAGCGUCCAAAGGAUCUGACUCUAUAUGACCUAGCAUAA
This is a messenger RNA of Glarea lozoyensis ATCC 20868, 783 nucleotides long. RefSeq lists its product as uncharacterized. The coding region runs from base 1 to 783 and encodes 260 amino acids. NCBI's taxonomy places the organism in Eukaryota, Fungi, Ascomycota, Leotiomycetes, Helotiales, Helotiaceae. The transcript has a single exon. The record is from RefSeq and is a predicted model, not a curated record.